Messenger RNA from Owenia fusiformis, 870 nucleotides. The record is from the annotation of a GenBank genome assembly. Lineage: Eukaryota; Metazoa; Annelida; Polychaeta; Sabellida; Oweniidae.
AUGUACAGUGGACACCCACUCAUGAAUUCUUUAUGUCUGAAGAGAGAUGAAGCAGUGACCUGCCAGUACUUACUAAGUAGAGAGAGAGAUGACAGUAGUGACCUGUCAAAAAGUAACGGUUUCAGAUUAUUAGGACAGCUUUUGGUCCAUGCGCAUGGAGUUGUCUCUACUGACAACUACCUGAAUAAAUGCAUGCUCCUGCUUCCCGAGUAUUCCAAGGAUACGCCGAGUCCAGAGCCAGGGCUCGAGUGUUCUACAUUUGUCGGUAAUUCAUGCUGUAAGAAGGGAGUAACGCUGCCCUUCAUGACUGAAUAUAACUGGCAGAACAUCACUGAUUACCUGCACUGUCCUCAGAAGGUGGCACUUGAACCACAGUGUCAGAAACAGUUUUUUGAGGAACUCUGUUUCUUUCUUUGCUCUCCAGAUAUCGGUCCUUGGAUUGAAUUAGCGACUCAUGAUGAACCGGUGACUGAUAGAUUUAAAGACAUCCCAAUCUGUGCAAGUGUAUGUGAUCAAUGGUACAACGCAUGUCAGGAUGAAUAUACGUGUACGGAUAACUGGUACAUAGGAUUCAACAAUACAUCAGGAAUGAAUAAAUGUCAUGAGGGAACCCAAUGUCUCAAAUAUCCUGAGUACUUUCCAACUUCAAAGAGUUUCUGCGAAAACAUAUGGGACAAAUCAUUCAAGGUUGUCCCAGAUGACGAGCCAUGUAUGCACUUUUCAUAUGACGCCACUUCCGGUAAUAACCCAAAUCGAGCUGUGGCAGAGGCUCGAGCAAAGGAACUAUCCACAUCAUCAAGCCUCAGAAUCUAUAUUUCACAAAUACUUAUCGUGGGACUUGCCAUUUUGGUUUAUAAAGUGAACACAUAA